AUGCUGCGAGGGUCUCAUCUACUGCAUCACUUCGCAGCAACUCCACUGCGUCAUCCCGCGAUCCUCUUCAACUGCUGCUUCACCAUCCGCUCCUUCUCUGCAACAAUAAAAUAUGAAGAUAUUCACGACGACAAGAAGCUGGACGGAUUACUCGAGGACUUCACCGACGAGAUUGACGAGGAGGCUGCAGAUGAUUGGACGCUGGACACUCGUGACGGCGUUGAAGAGCACGUGAAGCAAAAGGUGCGCGUGCGUCGAGCGCAGCACUCGAAUCGCCGCUUUGUGGACCGCAUUCGCGUCAAGGCGACUGGUGGGCACGGUGGAAAUGGCUGCGCGAGCUUCUUCUCCGAGUCGGCCAUGCGCAAACGUCCGAAUGGAGGACACGGCGGCGCGGGAGGAGACGUCGUGGUCGAAGCUACUGACAAGAUGCAGGACUUGAGUAGUGCGAUGCACCACUUUAAGGGUGGAGCAGGAACAAACGGCUUCCCGAACGAUUCUGCUGGUAGAAGAGGCAAGCAUUGCCACAUGAAGGUGCCGUGCGGUACGCUGAUUAAGCGUGUGGAGCGCUACGAGCGUGAGUUGGAGAACGGCGAGUAUGAGAUUGUGGAUAGGAUGGAAGCCGUAGCCGAUCUGGACAAACCUGGUGCUACAUUUCUAGCUGCUAAAGGUGGCAAGCCGGGACUGGGGAAUCGGAUCCUGGCAGGCAAGACGACGAAUUUCGGUCGUCUACGCAAGCACAUGCCGGAAAGCAAAACCACCGGUCAACCCGGCACCUCUCAGUAUUACGAGCUGGAGCUUAAGACUAUCGCUGAUGUCGGUCUUGUAGGCUACCCGAACGCGGGAAAGUCAACGUUGCUAAGUGUGCUGAGUCGCGCUACACCGGAGAUCGCCGCUUACCCUUUUACGACGCUUCACCCGUAUGUGGGAAUCGUGGAAUUUCCGGACACUUUUCGAUUGAGCGUGGCUGAUAUCCCGGGGCUUAUCGAUGGAGCGCAUCGCAACGUUGGUCUCGGCCACGAUUUCUUGCGCCACAUUGAGCGCACUAAGAUUUUGAUGUACGUUCUUGACACGGCGGGCUCAGAAGGACGCGAUCCUUUGGAUGAUUUUCGACAUCUUCAAAGAGAACUGGAGCUGUACGCCCCGGGCAUCUCGUCGCGCCCUUCCCUGAUUAUUGCUAACAAGAUGGAUCAGCAUGGCGCCGAGGACAAUCUUUUUAAGUUGCGUCAUUUUACCGAUCUUGCUGUGCUUCCAGUCAGUGCGCUCCAUAAGGUUGACAUUGAUACGAUAGCACGCACGCUCCGCUGGAUGAUUGAGAGCUACAAUAAGCUCACAAAGUCAAUAUAG
This is a messenger RNA of Peronospora matthiolae, 1344 nucleotides long. Lineage: Eukaryota; Oomycota; Peronosporomycetes; Peronosporales; Peronosporaceae. The record is from the annotation of a GenBank genome assembly.